This is a messenger RNA of Danio aesculapii, 2266 nucleotides long. RefSeq names its product StAR-related lipid transfer (START) domain containing 15 (gene stard15). The transcript has 6 exons. Lineage: Eukaryota; Metazoa; Chordata; Actinopteri; Cypriniformes; Danionidae. The coding region runs from base 216 to 1004 and encodes 262 amino acids. Gene Ontology annotation, molecular function: lipid binding. The record is from RefSeq and is a predicted model, not a curated record.
AAGAGGAUGCUCAAAUACACCUGCUCCAUCAUACAUUAGAUACAACAAUACAGUUACCACUGCUGCAACAGAUAGAGUAGGAUAACCUGUAAAACAGCUUCAUAGACUCGUCAGCUUCCGAAAGCCAAGUGGAAAUCAACGCUAAAACAAGCGGAUCAGGGGCAUUUAUGAAAGGAGAGUUUAGCCCUGUCUGAUCCACUGCACCGGGAGGCAAGAUGCCAGUCCAGAUACCGGACGACACCGAUUUCUUAUCUUUUCGAGACCAAUGUGAAAGUCAGGAUGGUUGGGUCAGCCGUUAUAAUAAAGGAGGAGUGACGGUUUGGUGUCGAGACGAGGAGUGCAAAAGUGUGCAGAAACUCAAGAUGAGAAUCGUGUGCAAGGACGUGACAGCGGAGACUCUCUACGACGUCUUGCAUGACACAAGCUACCGGAAAAAAUGGGACACCAACAUGAUUGACACUUUCGAUAUUGGAAGGCUGACAGUUAAUGCAGAUGUAGGAUAUUAUUCCUGGAAAUGUCCAACUCCACUGAAGAACAGAGACUUUGUCACCAUGCGGUCAUGGCUUCCUCUUGGAAAUGACUAUCUGAUAAUCAACUACUCUGUCAAACACCCGGAAUACCCACCAAAGAAGGAUUAUGUCAGAGCUGUGUCGUUACUCACUGGAUACUUGAUCCAAUCCAAUGGAGCAAACUGCUGUACUCUUUACUAUUUAACACAAGUGGACCCACGAGGGUCUUUACCCAAGUGGGUAGUGAACAGGGUCUCACAGUUUGUGGCACCAAAGGCAAUGAAAAAGAUUUACAAGGCCUGUCUGAAGUAUCCAGAGUGGAAACGAAAACAUGAACCGAAUCUGAAGCCGUGGAGGUUCCCGGAGCAGAACACACUGCCCUGCAUCAACGUGGCGGAUCUGACGGUGCAGAGAGCAGAUUCACUGGAGAACAUUGACGAGAGCGGCGUCAGCGAGGAGAAAGCCCAGCACCACAGCGAUGAUGACGAGACCUAAAACUGCUCUCUCACAUCCGUCCUGGAGAUCAGGCACAGAACAAACUAACAUUAUAGUGUUUUGCAGAGAUUUCAAGACCUCCAUACACUCAACACAGUUCGGUUGACAGCUGUUGUAGUCAUCUUUUAUUGUGUAAACAUUCAAAGUUAACAGAUCGUCUUACAGAUUUUUAUUAAAGGAUUAGUUCACCCCAAAAAAUUAAAUUGUAAUUAAUUACGCAGCCUUGUGUUAUUUCAAUCCCCCGAGACUUUCUUUUAUGUUUGGGAGACAAAAUUAAGAUAUUUUAGAUGAAAUCCAAGAGCUCUCUCAUCCUCCAUAGACAGCAACAAUCCCGAGCCCUCUCAUCCUCCAUAGACAGCAACAAUCACGAGCCCUCUCAUCCUCCAUAGACAGCAACAAUCACAAGACGUUCAAAGUUGAGAAAACGACAGAAAAACAAUUCCAUGUAACUUCAGUGGUUCAACAGUAAUUAUCAACCCAGGCUCAUUCUGAAAACGUAGUCCCAUGGACGUUUCUGGAGACCACGAAUUAUGUAGCAGUUCCCUUUCGCGCUUGCCGACUGACCGCUUACCUCCGUGUGGAGGGCUUUCCCGCCGCAACCGAAAAUGUAGUUCCGCGGAUGUUUCUGGAGACCGCGAAUUGUGUAGCCGGAAGUACUUACGGCUGCAUUUCGUAGUCCCAAAAACAGUUAAAAACACUGUAAAGGUUUUCCUCAUCAGGUCAUCAGAGUACUAUGAGCAAUAAGAAUUGUAUUGCUCACAGUAAACAGGCACCAGGACCCGAUUUAGCUGGAAACAGUACAUAGAAGUUGUUUUUACGUUCUUUGCCCCCACACAUGUGGAGCUUUAAAUGUGAUUACAGUAGAACCACCAUGAAAUGAUUUGACAAUGUUUUUGGUUUCUUUCCAAAACCCUUGUUUUCAUUAAUGCGAGAGAUUUUGGAUUUAAACUAAAAAAAUCUUAAUUUGUGUUCCAAAGAGGAAUGAAGGUCUCAGGGGAUUAUAGAACAACAUGAAUGUGAGUAAUUAAUAACAGAAUUUUUGGGUGAACUAACCCUUUAGGGUGAGACACUGCAGGCAAAACACUUUCUUCAUGCAUUUAUAAAAUAAUAAUAAUAUAUAUUGUCACACUUUAUCAAUUUGCAUCUGUUGAUUUCAAUUACAUUACACAUUUUAGAGCCCAUUUUUUGAAAGUGACUAGCUCUUACAAACAUAAAACUUCACAGUUUUAUAUAAUUCGGUAUUUUGAAGAAUAUUAGAGAGG